GAACUUCUGGAGGAAACAUUGUUUCUUUCUACAAUUUCCAAAAAUUACGCAAAAUAAAACAUCAUUACUUUUACGAGACGUGUUUGUUCAUUAGUAGCACAAUUUCUAACUGAUUUACAUUCGUUUUUACAUAGAAAAUGUAUGUUGACUCCAUAUUGACGUUGAGGUUUUACGAUUUGACUUUUCUUAGCGGAUGUACAAUCAUCGCGAAUUGAACUAUGGGGCGUUUCAGGCCCCGAAGUGAACAUAAUUGUAUACUCGCAAACUCCAUUAAAACUAGGGCUGAGGGGCUUACGUUGUAAACUUCCCUUGUUUGGACCGAAGACAGAUAUGCCGGCGAGGAUUCCCCAAUGACAUAAGGCAGGGAGUGCAUCUACAUUUGGAAGUUGUCAAUAUGUUCUCUGAGGAAGAGCAGACAUCCCCUACAUCCUCCUCUUCAUCGCCACCUCCAUCCUCCCACUUCAUCGGGAGGAAAGAAGACGUUGUCCAGGCCAAACGUGUCACCAAGCUGGUGGGCGGGAGGGACGUGCUGGUUCUGUGCCACCAGGGCAAGCUCCACGCCAUGGACAUGCGCUGCUACCAUACCGGUGGACCACUGCAGGAGGGAGAUAUCGAGGAUUUUGAUGGCCGGAUGUGCAUCGUGUGUCCGUGGCACAAGUACAAGAUCACGCUGGCGGAAGGCGAGGGGCUGUACCAGGCGGUGAACCCCUCGGCUACACCUCCUAAACCCACCUGGCGCUCCAAAGGGGUCAAACAGAGGAUUCACCAGGUCACAGAGGUCAACAGGGAUGUGUAUGUCACAUUUAAUGACUCGCCGGACACCAUUGACUCUGACUUCUACCAGACAGAGAGAUACAGGGCCACUAUAAAUAAGGCCCAACCCAAGACAAAGAAAUUACUUGAGAAGGUGACGAGCAGGAAAGUGUAAGGAUUUGGGCCAUUUUGGUUGGGGGGAAACCCCUAGUUAUACUAAAUGUGUCUUUCGUUAGCACCGUGGAAUAGUAAACGGGUGGUGCAGGCACACAGCGGACUAAGUACUUCCCUAUCACCAGCUCAAAGUGUAAUCUCUGGGUUAUCCUUUCGUAUCCUCCAGUGCACUAACUGAGCUCAAUCUCUAUCUUUUCCAAGUUUUCAAAUUUGUACACACUUAAAUAUGUGUUUAAAGAUUUUCUGUUUUUCUACA
Molecule: messenger RNA, 1183 nt
Organism: Oncorhynchus keta (chum salmon)
Lineage: Eukaryota; Metazoa; Chordata; Actinopteri; Salmoniformes; Salmonidae
Product: Rieske domain-containing protein-like
Exons: 4
Coding region: 395-928 (177 amino acids)
Molecular function (GO): 2 iron, 2 sulfur cluster binding
Source: RefSeq, a predicted model, not a curated record